CCGUGUACCGGAGUCAUUGACAAGCUAGCUAAACUAGCACACAGUGUACUUCGCUCCCGCCUCCCCUCGCCGUCGUUAACAGAACUCGGGCAAAACAGAAUUCUUUAAAACGGCGACUUUUUUGGUCAAUAUAUAUGGCUAUCCUACAUGCAGACUAGAAUAGACCCUGGUAUUUGUUGUGCCAGUGCUAAUUCUAACAAUUUUGAAGGUUUGUUGCAAUCUCAUAUUUACGGUAAUAAAUACUUAGGUCACGAGUUGUUGAACGGAAGUGCAAUUGCGCACGCAUCACGCGUUGUUUUAAUUUAUCGACAUCUACGGCUUGUUUAUUGAACAUUAGCUUGGAAAUUGUAGACUUUACUUCACACAGAUAAUACAAAUCUGUAAUUUGGGCUGGACAAGAUGGCCAGCUGCAAUUUUCAGGCGCAGUUUAUAUCCAUUAUGGAGAUAUUAGCUAAAGCAGCGGUAACCGAAAUAAACAAUCGUGUUGAUGAUAGCUGUGCUGUUAUACGUUUGGAAAUGACCCAAAGCCAGCGAGAUAUUGAUGUACUGAAAAGGAAGUGUCAAAUGAUGGAGAGCGAGCUGAAGAAGACACGAGGAGUCAGUAGAAAAGAGAGAUCUUCAUAUCCAGUCAAGAUAGUUUUGAACAAGCAGAGGAGUAGUUCACAGUGGAGAGGUGGAGAGAUGGCUGUUGAAGGGGACUCUCAACCCAAGCCUACAGAUGUGGAGCAGAGAGAGGCGACAGAGUCCAUACUGAUCAAAGAUGAGACGGCAGAGGAUGUGUGGAAGACUGACCCUCAGGAAGAGCUCAGGAUCACUGGAGAGGAGUCUGGUUCCAAGCCUGGGAAACCACCAUCCUUUGAGCAACGGCACUGUGAUGAGGACUUCAUCACACAACCCAAUAUAUCUCCCAGAGACGCAGUGGAACAUUACCCCAAUUCUGCUCGUCCAGAGGAACCAGGCACACCCUGGCUUGCGUCUACAGAGGUGUUCAGCACAGAGCAGCACCGGCCAGACGAGGACUCACUAGACCUAGUGAAGAAUGAGAAAGAGGAGGAGCUGAAUCAGACCACGGCCCUGGCAGGACCUGACCAGUUUGUUAUGGAUGAGAAUGAUGGGCAGCUAUGGGCCUCUGUGGGUCCAGGUAGAGACACUGACCCUGAUGGCCAUCCAGAUUUCUCCUUUCAUUCCACAGAAGAGUACUCUCAGAAUAUCUCAAUGGUCCCAUCUCAUAGUGGGCUGUCAUCUGUUCCUACUAUGACAGAUGAUGUAGGGCCAUCGCUUCACUCUUCUAUAUGGAAACCACAUGCUAACCUGUUCAGUGCUGCAAAACACAUGAAAAGACAUGUCAGGACAUUGGCUGAUGAGACUCGACAACAGAUGUCAGAGGGACAGAGUAGUGAGAUGCUGAAUUCAAAUAAUGAAGGAAAUAGUUUAGCUCUACAGCCAAGGCAGCAUCAAUACAGGGCUUCAGAAGCAACAGUGAGAUUGAGUGAGUGCAUGACAGGGUCAAACAUGGCCACCACUUCCACCUUCUCUGGAUACAGCCUGAGUCGCAGUAGUUUUAACAUGGUGAAGAGAAUGAGAACUCAGUGGAGAUCAGGCGGAACCACCGAGAGGCGUUUCAGCUGCACCUUCUGUGGGAAGAGCUUCCCGCGUUUCUGGCAGCUAAAAGAACACCUCCGAAGUCACACCGGAGAGAAACCGUACACCUGUGAACAGUGUGGCAGGAGUUUCACCAAGCAAUGCAACCUGAUCAGACAUGCUGUGGUCCACAGCGGGGAGAAGCCCUACAAGUGCACACAGUGUGGGAAAUGCUUCCCCCAGCGCUCCGGUAUGAAGUCACAUCAGAGAACUCACAUAGGAGAAAGUCCAGUAUCUCAAUACGUGGUACCCGCAUACCCAGGGGAUCCACACACAAGUUUAAUGUUGUCUCAGACCAGAUGGAACAAAUAGUUAAUAAUUGCAUAGUUCUUUCUGUAACACUUUAUGGGUAAAUAUGGUACAGAAGGUAAAAUGGUGUUCAUGUUUGACUGUUAAUGGCUCCUCACUUAUAAAAUAAUUAUCUAUUUAUUUAAAAACAAACAAUAUAUUCUAAUUUACAGUGAAAAUGACUCAAAUGACACACUACAUUAUUUACUUUUAAUUUCUAUUGGGCACAACAUAAUGAGUAUAGAAAAGUUGGGCAUACGCACAUCCUUAAAUGUGCUGGGCUAAGAAAGAAUACAUGUACAGAUGAGGAAGGCCCUUCACACUGUUUAUGCUCCCAAUUCACUACUUUAUUGACACAUUUUUGAUCCAAACACAAAAAAAUGCUAGUGUUUCCAACAAGUUUGUAGUCACAUGCAUGUUGUAGUCAUUGCGUGCUAGGACUAUGGGACCAAAUACUAAACUUUUGACAAUGUAAUACUGUUAAGUAAAUUUGUCCAAAUAGUUAUGAAACUUUCAUGGAGGGGGGGCUAGAUCAAGGUCAUACAUUUCUAAACAGUAAAGAAGUUAUGUAUGAAAAUACCCUCAAAUAAAAGGUCACCUCAUAAAACAUUUGAUGCAAAAUGCUGGAGUAUAGAGCCAAAUGAAAAGUGUUCGCUUCAUUUUCUAAAUAAAUACAUAGGGGACUGUAUAUGAAGAGUUUUAUUCCAAAACACUAUCCAUUUUCAGAAAUGUUAGUAAAUUGGUGGUCACACCAGAUACUGACGGUUUUCCUGAUCUACACCCCAACUUUUUUUUGUUUUUAAAGAAUCUGACCAACAGAUGCAUAUCUGCAUUCCCAGUCAUGAUGAAAUCCAUAGAUUAAUAAAAAAAAUUGGUCAAUUGAUUGAUUUCCUUAUAUAAACUCUAACUCAGUAAAAUCUUUGAAAUUGUUACAUGUUGCAUUUGAAAGUUUUAUGGUACGUAUUGCUUUUUUGUUUUUACACUUACAGAUCAUUUCAAAACGUUUACAUUUUUCCAUAACAAUGUGAAGAGGGGUUUUUUCUCUGCCUGUUUCAUUUUAUGGAUAAAGAAUCUGCCAUGAAAAAUAAACUAACAAUGAAAGUUAAAUCGGGGGUCCAUAUAAUUUGUAGUUUAUUUUAAAAUAAAAUCUAUCUCACUCCAAAAUCUUGUGACAUAAGAACAGUCCCAAAAUAAAUGGUCAAGAGUCACAACCACAAAAUACACAUUUGUUAUCAAUAGCAAUUUUGAAUCUGAGUACAAUAAAGGUCUUUAGAGGGUAGAUUCUGUGAAUG
This is a messenger RNA of Salvelinus namaycush (lake trout), 3221 nucleotides long. RefSeq names its product zinc finger protein 572-like. Gene Ontology annotation, biological process: regulation of transcription by RNA polymerase II. The record is from RefSeq and is a predicted model, not a curated record. The coding region runs from base 400 to 1953 and encodes 517 amino acids. Gene Ontology annotation, molecular function: DNA-binding transcription factor activity, RNA polymerase II-specific; RNA polymerase II cis-regulatory region sequence-specific DNA binding. The transcript is spliced from 4 exons. NCBI's taxonomy places the organism in Eukaryota, Metazoa, Chordata, Actinopteri, Salmoniformes, Salmonidae.